Messenger RNA from Sinocyclocheilus rhinocerous, 1985 nucleotides. RefSeq names its product glycerophosphodiester phosphodiesterase domain-containing protein 5-like. The record is from RefSeq and is a predicted model, not a curated record. Lineage: Eukaryota; Metazoa; Chordata; Actinopteri; Cypriniformes; Cyprinidae. Gene Ontology annotation, cellular component: membrane. Gene Ontology annotation, molecular function: glycerophosphodiester phosphodiesterase activity. The transcript has 17 exons. Bases 1 to 1806 code for a protein of 601 amino acids. Gene Ontology annotation, biological process: lipid metabolic process.
AUGGACUCACAGAUCCACACAUGCGCUCACUGCAGCACAGACCGCAGCAUCACAGACACACGGACACGCACAGAUCAGAGACGGGUCAGACAUUAUUCUCAGCAGAAUUCCCCUCACAGAUCCUCUAUCAGACCAAACAGUCUGUCUGGGACAAAGACAAUGAACAGCCCUGUGUCUCUGUCCAGACUGAAGCUGGGGAAGCUAAAGGUGGUUCGGCGGCAGCUGCUGCAGCGCUAUGAGCACCAGCCGUUUGUCUCGUGUCUGGCCGGUCUGUACGGCUGCCAGUGGAGACGCUACCAGCGCGCCAAAGCCCAGCCGGGGGAAUGCUGCUGCAGUCGGUUGGAGUGCAGUAGUUUCGCUCUGCUCAUCGUAACGUUUUUCCUGACCCUGAUAUUCCUGUACUUCUGGAGUGAGGCGCAGAAUGACUACAACGACUUUGACUGGUUUAACUUCGGGAAGCUGGGCUUCUGGUUCCCGUGGUCGGUGGUGUUGUUGGUGCUCGCCGCGGCUCUCUUCACCUACAUCGCCCUCCUGCUGGUCCUGGCCGUGUGUCUUCUCUCUGAAGGACAGAGGCUUUACCUGCACUGGAGCCACAAGAUUGGUAUCCUGGUGACUCUCUGCUUCUCGAUCAGUGCCACAGCUGUGCUCUCUGACUUACGGAGCAAAGAAUGGACAACGCUGCUCCUUUCUUUUCAGGUCUCAGCGCCGUUUCUCCACGUGGGCGGAGUUUCUCUAAUGACAUUUCUGUCCUGGCCAAUAGCCUUACACUUCUUUCGCAUGAACAAGAGAGCCAGCAAACAUCUAGUUGUUUUCAACAAGAACGGUGGUUCUGGGCUCCGCAGCUGCUGUUAUGACGGCGUCCCGUUCCUGAUGCAUGACCGCACCCUGAGGAGGACGACUAACAUUCAACAGGUGUUUCCCAACCGGACGGACGCGCCAGCAGCCAUGUUCACCUGGCCAGAGCUGGAGAUGCUCAGCGCCGGAUCCUGGUUUCUUCAGAGGGAUCCUUUCGGCACGGUCUCGUCUCUUGAUGCAGACGAGAGGGUUCGGGUCCAGAACCAGACGGUCCCCAGCCUGAAGGACUUAUUGAAUCUGGCUGCUCAGCACGAGAGGCUGGUGAUCUUUGACCUGAGACGUCCCCCUCGAGGACAUCCAUACAGAGACUCGUGGAUCACGCGCACGCUGGAGGUCAUUCACAACGAGUCCUCCAUUAACUCCAGCCAGGUGUUGUGGCUUCCGCCCGAUCAGAGGAGUCUGGUGCAGGAGCUGGACCCGGAGCUGCAGCAGACGUCUGGAGAUCACGCCUCCAUCGAGGAGCUGCAGGAGGAGCACAUCGUCCGACUCAACCUGCACUACAGCUACAUGUCACAGGAGCAGAUCAGAAAGUACGCCUCUGUGAACAUCAGCACUAACCUGUAUGUGAUCAGCCAGCCGUGGUUGUAUUCGCUGGCGUGGUGCGCUGGGGUUCAUUCGGUCACGACGAACGCUCUGCACAACCUCAAGACGCUGCAGCGGCCCCUGUUCCUCAUGACUCCUGAUGAAUACAGUCUGAUGUGGAUCCUGACUGACAUUGUGUCUGCUUUCCUCAUCGCUGCUAUUUUCAUCUUCCACUGGUGGCGUGAGCGAGGUUUGCCGUUCUGGUCGGGCGGCAGACAGGUGAAUGAGAACGGGCCGUACAGCAAGUUCAGGACGGAGCUGAGCGACGUCUGGUCCAUCUCCAGCAUCAGCAUCAGCGUCCACAGAGAGGCUCAGAACUCACCCGUCACUCCCAGCCUGCCCACCAUCAGCGAGGAGCCGCCUGUCUGAAGAUCUGUGCUGCGGAGGAGGAAAGCCUGCGUCCAUUCACAGCUUCAGAGCGACACAGACAGCAAUCUGAGCUCCAAACCAACGGCGGAAGAUGCUUUUCAUAAUCUAGUCUGGACGAGGGUCAAACUUGGAGACACAAGUACAUGACUUUAUGAACACUGAUAUUAAAUGACCCUCCA